Messenger RNA from Pocillopora damicornis (cauliflower coral), 7144 nucleotides. Its product is annotated as voltage-dependent T-type calcium channel subunit alpha-1H. NCBI's taxonomy places the organism in Eukaryota, Metazoa, Cnidaria, Anthozoa, Scleractinia, Pocilloporidae. Gene Ontology annotation, molecular function: low voltage-gated calcium channel activity; voltage-gated sodium channel activity. The record is from RefSeq and is a predicted model, not a curated record. Gene Ontology annotation, biological process: membrane depolarization during action potential; calcium ion transmembrane transport; calcium ion import. Gene Ontology annotation, cellular component: plasma membrane; voltage-gated sodium channel complex; neuron projection.
AGGUAUAACCAGUUACAGAAAUAAAACCAGAUCGUCGUGGCAUGUGAAGUGUGUUAAAAACGAUUCUUAAAAUCUGUGGAAGUUGGAGUUCUUUCAUGUUACCACCUCAUCUUUCCUCUUGAGUGCUUGAUAUGAUUACGUGCUGAUCGCAGGGUUAUUGAAAAAAAGGGACCAAUCGAAGCAAGCAUAACUAAUUUUAACCAACGACACUUGGUUGUAAGUUGUGUUUUGUCUGAAAUUUGCUGCUUGUGUCACCGGUAAAUUUGGCCAGAAAUUGUUGCCUGUGGCUGCCGAAUGAAAUAAAUACGGGCAGAGAGAAGACAAUUCGAAUCUAGAGUUGAAAUUUCAAGGAAUUAACGCUAUCUGCUAGACUGCUACUUUCGAAACGAAGAAAUAGGAAUAUUACGGCUGUGAAAUCAAGCGACCUUCCCUCGUUUGUAAGUACGAGAUGGUAAACAUAUCGCUUUCAUCUACUGACCCUUCAUCUAGUUAAAUGUCUUAUUUCAUGUACCUUGAGUGGGUAUGGCUAGAUAUCAAAGCUUUCCGUGGGUAGCUAGCCAAAUUGACAGGAAAUAUUCAACUGGAAAUCCAAAUAUAUGCAACCGACUUCGUGGCCGAAGCCCUUCGUCUUCAAGGUUGUUAAUUGCCUGCCUUUGACAGUUAACAUCUUCUCAACUGUAAGGAUUAUCCGCAGCUGAGGGAAACAAGUAAGAUAAGGUAUGCAACGCGAAGAAAAACAAAACACCGAGCGUUCUCACGAGGAUGAAGCCGAAAAAAUACGGAGCAAUCCAAGCUUGGUAGAGGAGUGCAAACUGACUAGAGAGAGUGAGCCUCGAUAUGAAACUGAGAUCGAAAACGUCGAUGAAAGAUACGAUGUGUUCCAAGAAUUUAUGCCAACCGCCUUCUUUUUCUUUCACCGCGAAAGACGUCCAAGGCGAUGGUUCAUUCGCCUCGUUACAUGGCCUUAUUUUGAGCGUUUGAGUAUCUUAGUGAUUCUUGUUAACUGCGUCACACUUGGAUUGUACGAUCCUUUUGAUCCGGAAUGUCAAACACAAAGAUGUCAGACACUGGAUGCCAUGGAAAAAGUUAUUUACACAUUCUUCUUGGUGGAAAUGUUAUGCAAGUGGAUGGCCAUGGGACUGUUUGGGAAACUGGCGUAUUUCGGCGAUGCAUGGAAUCGUCUAGAUUGCUUUAUUGUAGCUGCAGGAACGUUCGAAUUGCUUUACAACAAAGGAGAAUACCUGAGUGCUGUUCGUGCCAUUCGUGUUCUCAGACCCCUCCGCGCCAUCAACAGAGUACCAAGUAUCAGAAUUCUUGUGACGUUAUUAUUAGACACCUUACCAAUGCUAUGGAAUGUCCUGGCCAUUUGUUUCUUUAUAUUUGCCAUAUUUGGUAUCGUUGCUGUUCAGUUAUGGAGAGGCGCCUUAAGAGGAAGAUGCUUCCUUGAUUUGCCACAAGGCGUCACAGAAGAUAGUUACAAUUUAACAGAUUUCUACAUACCUUCGUUCGACAACCCUGAUUUUGUAUGUGCCGUGAAUGGGGUACCAGGAAUGCAGACAUGUAUCAGUGAGUUUAUCCCAGCCUUGAAGAAUGAAAACAGAGAAUGUACACUUACCUAUGAAGGAUAUAUCAAUCAAUCGAGAAGAUCAAAUAAUUCAAAUAACUGCAUAAACUGGAAUCAAUAUUACACAGUCUGCCGGAAGGAGGGUGAUAACCCUUCAUGGGGAGCCAUUGGGUUUGAUAAUAUUUUUAUUGCCUGGGUGGCCAUAUUUCAGGUAAUUACACUGGAAGGUUGGACAGAUAUCAUGUAUUAUGUGCAAGACGCCCAUGGAUUUUGGAAUUGGAUUUACUUUGUAAUUCUUAUCGUGAUUGCUUCAUAUUUUAUGACUAACUUAUGUCUAGUCGUCAUAACAACGCAAUUUCAAGAAACUAAACAACGCGAAAAUGAACUAUUACGCGAGAGUCGGCGGCGAGAGGGGACUAGCACUAGUACCAUAGCUAGCAGCCGAUACGGAAAAGAUGGCUGUUGGGUGGAAAUACUCAGAUAUGUGGAGCAUUUAAUCAGAAGAUUUAAACGAAGACUUUAUAGGCGAUUUAAUUGGAAAUAUUGCGAUACUGGAGGUAAAAGGAAAAAAGGUUCAAAACACAGGAAACGGAGACGAAGAAAGAAAAAACUUGUCUAUCAUCAUCACCAUCAUCACCACCAUCAUCACCAUUAUCAUCAUCACGUGCACUGCACUGAUCCCGACUGUCCAUGUAGUAAAGUGGCGCCGCAGUUUCCGGUUCAUCCCGGAAGUGCCGACGUCACACCAAACACGUCUACAGUAGAUAUUCAGCCGAUUCAAUCGAAACACUUUCAACCAUCUGCUAAUACUUUAACGGUGCCAGGACAAGUUCCUGGUAACGGGACAUCGGGACGAGAAAAUGACAACGGGAAAGGAACGAUACCAACCAUUUCGAUUAUAACUGGGUCGUCCUGUUCUGUUCGCAAAGAACCGUCUUCGUCCACACAUGGAGGUGAAAUGAUCACAACAGCAACUGCUGCGGUAGCUAUCAAUGGAAAAUCUGCUGUGGCUGACAUGGCAACCCACACUUUCUUGUCAGCAGCCUCGCUCUCAAGCGCAGCCGCAACUGCUACAGCCAGUGCAGCUGCAGCGUCAGUAAUACAUAAUGUUUGCUCAUGCGCGGUAGAACACGUGGAGGAGGAUAUCAAAGUAGAUUAUGAAUCUGAGUGUGUUUAUGAAGAAGAUGGUGGUAGUGAGAGCGAAUUUACUGACGAUGAGGUUGAUGAGGAAGAGGAUGGAAAGGACACAGCAUGCUCUCGACUGCGUCAAGUGUGUCGAAGAAGCGUGGACAGCAAAUGGUUUAUGUAUAUCAUUAUGGCGGCUAUCUUCUUGAAUACUCUCAGCAUGGGUAUUGAGUACCAUGGGCAGCCUUCAAAGAUGACAGAGGUGCUUGAAAUUUUGAAUUACAUCUUCACGGCCAUAUUUGGUAUUGAAAUGGUGCUAAAGUUGAUAGGCAUGGGUCCCUAUGGUUACAUCAAAGAUCCUUUCAACAUAUUUGACGGGUUUAUCGUUAUCAUGAGCAUAGUGGAGCUAUUUGGUGAUGGUAACAGCAGUAUAUCGGUUCUGCGAUCUUUCCGACUGCUGCGCAUAUUCAAGCUGGUCCGUUUCCUACCAGCCCUCAGGCGUCAGUUACUCGUGAUGAUCCAUACAAUGGACAACGUAAUGACUUUUCUGGCUCUAUUAAUUCUCUUCAUUUUCACGGCCAGUAUACUGGGUAUGAAUCUUUUCGGAGGCAAGUACAUGUUCCCGAAUGAAGAUGGGGAAAAAAGCGCAGCUCGCGCAAAUUUUGAUGACCUUUUUUGGGCGCUGGUGACUGUGUUUCAGGUUCUAACGCAAGAGGACUGGAACACAGUCAUGUAUGACGGCAUGAGAGCUACCUCUAAGUGGGCAGCUUUGUACUUUAUUCUUCUGAUGACCAUUGGUAACUACAUUCUCUUUAACUUACUGGUGGCUAUCCUGGUCGAAGGAUUUGCUAAUCAGCCGGAAAAGACUGGAAGCACAUGGAGUGUAAAAUCACGAGCCUCAAGUUCAAGAAACAACGGGGACUAUGACACUUGCAAGGAGUUAGUCUCGUAUCCUGUCAAUACCCCACGGGUUUGUGUAAGCCGCAUACCCUCUCACGAAGACACGUCACAUGGAAAUUAUAAUGAACCGGAUAAGCCAGUUCAGCAUAUGCGCUGCUCAUUUCCGUCUCUAUCGCCUAAAUGUUCACUCUUUAGAGAUGAGUGUCACGCCUCGGCCCCAACUUCCCCAGCCAGUACCUCGCCUCACGUGGCACGGAAGACCUUGUCAUUUGGUGAUACAACAACUAUGGUGAUUGCUAACCCCGCGCAUGCAGAGAGAUGCAUUACUUCAGAUGAUGAAAACGAGGCUAGCGCCAAAGAAGAUGACGAAUCAGUCGUUGCGAACGAGGGUGUCUCGAGAUGCUGUCCUAGAAGGAGAAACUGGUCUUUAUAUUUAUUUUCGCCGUCUAACAGGUUCCGCCAGUGGAACAUCGCCCUGUAUAAGAACAAGUGGUUUGAUCGGGUGAUAUUAUUCUUCAUCUUGUUAAAUUGUGUGGUUAUGGCUCUGGAAAAACCUAGCUUGAAAAGUGACGACAAGCUGAAGAAGGCAAUUGACAUCUGUAUGUACAUUUUCCUUGGAAUCUUUACUCUAGAGAUGAUGGUCAAGGUUAUAGCUCUCGGUUUCUGUAUUGGUCCGGAUACGUACAUGCGCAAUUCUUGGAAUGUGAUGGAUGGCUUCUUAGUACUUGUGUCCUGGAUAGACGUCAUCGUUUCCCAGACAACUAAAACUGAAAGUUCCAUUCUAGGAGUGUUACGAGUAUUUCGAGCGCUCAGAACACUGCGACCAUUGAGGGUGAUAAGCAGAGCACCUGGUCUCAAGAUUGUGGUGGAGACGCUAAUCUCUUCCCUAAAACCGAUUGGAAACAUUGUGCUUAUCGCUGCGACAUUUUUUAUCAUAUUCGGCAUCCUUGGUGUACAGCUUUUCAAGGGAAAGUUCUAUCAUUGUAAAGACAGUGAUUACCCCACAGUGGUCACAAAAGACGACUGUCAGCAACAAGGACUCACCUGGGAAAACAAGGAAUACAACUUUGAUAACUUGGCGAGGGCGCUUUUGACUUUGUUCGUAUUUUCCACUAAAGACGGCUGGGUGACCAUAAUGUAUGAUGGGAUAGAUGCUGAAGGUGUUGACAAACAGCCAAUUCCAAACAGGAACAAAUGGAACGUUUUAUAUUUUGUGGCGUUUCUCUUAUUGGCGGGGUUUGUGGUGCUGAACAUGUUGGUUGGUGUGGUUGUGGAAAACUUUCAGAAGUGUCGCGACAUGAUAGAAAAAGAUCGCCUGGCUGAGAAAGAAAAAAAGAGGGCAGAGAAACUUCAGUCUGAGGCUGACAGGGAUGAGGCGGACGAUUUUCCACAACCUCGAAGGUUUUUUCACCGAAUUUGCACUCAUGGCUACUUUGACCUUGGUAUCUCGGCUGUUAUAUUCCUGAAUGUUAUUUGUAUGGCUAUGGAGCAUUACAAUCAACCCGAAGAAAUGACAUUGUUUCUUCGAUACGCAAAUUACGUAUUCACAGCCAUUUUCAUCGUGGAAGGCGUUGUGAAGAUUUACGCUCUAGGAUUCAAAAAGUACAUCAAAGAAAGAUGGAACCAAUUGGACUUGCUUAUCAUUCUGUUAUCAAUUGUCGGAAUUGUCCUGGAAGAAAUGAAAUCUAAGCUGCCAAUCAACCCGACUAUCAUCCGAGUUAUGAGAGUGCUUAGAAUUGCACGGGUUCUGAAGCUACUGAAGACUGCUGAAGGAAUCCGAAAACUGCUGGAUACAGUCGCCGAGGCCCUACCGCAAGUUGGCAACCUCGGUCUUCUCUUCCUUCUAAUGUUUUUCAUCUUUGCUGCUUUGGGAAUGGAGCUGUUUGGUCAAGUGGUAUGCACGGACGAAGUACCAUGUGAGGGACUGGAUCAUCACGCUCACUUCAAGGAUUUUGGAUUUUCAAUGUUGACAUUGUUCCGAGUGUCAACUGGAGACAACUGGAAUGGAAUUCUGAAGGAUAUAAUUAACAAGAAGCGUUGUGAACUGAAUCCCACUCCAGGCUGCGCUGCACUGGAACACAUCGCUCCCAUCUAUUUCGCUAUAUUCGUCCUAGCGACACAGUUCGUUCUUCUGAACGUAGUGGUAGCCGUCCUGAUGAAGCACUUGGAGGAUGCCAAGGAGGAAAGUUCUACAGCGUCUAAAGAAGGGUCAGAUGAUGUGUCGGCAAUGCAAGUGGAUGGAGUCUCGGAUCCCAAACAUAUUCAGGGAGAAUCUUCUAUAGAUCACGAGUAUCGCAUGGUUCCUUCCAGUACGAAAGGAAAAACAGAAUCGAACAAUAACCCUAUGGUUGUAGUUCCAGUCGUUGGCUUUGUAAGGCAGUCGAAUGGCUCUGAUAGCAGCUUAAGUUCCUUUGGCCAUGUUCAACCUGAAGGUGGAAGCAGUCAUUGGCUUCCAGCGAUCGAUCAAACAAAACCUGAGCAUAACAAGAGCCUCGCUUCAAUACGACUCCCACCGAUCGGAAAGAAUUCGGAUAAACUCGAAGAUUCAUCGCUGUCUGAGCUGUCAAGCCCCGAGAACGACAAACCCAGCAAAAGGCUAGAUGGUCAGAUGUCUCCACGGGCUCCCAUCUACGUCAUGAGCGAGGACAGCGACUUAUAUGAUAGUAACAUGGAGGUCGAUCACGAUCACAGCAAAGUGUUUAAACCGGUUGAAAGAUUCGCCAAAUCAAAAGGAUCUGUUCGUUCACCUUCAUCUCAAUCAAGCAGUGAGGACGAGGGAAAGAAUAACAAAUCACAAUUCAGAAAGCCUCACCACAAAUCAGAAUCCCCAAGAGGGAAGACUCGCAAAAAGCAACCUAAAACGUCCAUCGUGUCACCCAAACCAGAGAGUAAACCAGCAAAACCUGAUGCUCGGUGGGCAUCUCCAGUAUUAAAUGUGGAGAAAGGCACAGAAAUAAUCAAACUAGAUAGUCCUAAAAAAGACGAAAACCAGGGAACUGAUUAUCAAAUGCAAAGCUAUGUGUGAUAGACUUUCGUCAAACGAAAGAAACAUAAAUUGGACAGAGAAUGUAAUUUUAACUGACACACUAAAGGCAAAAAGAGUUGCCGGGUUUUCCCUCAUUAGUGAACUUCUUUACGCCCUUCUUUUGUUGCAGGACAACAGUUUGAAAACAUUGCAGCCAGAGCUAAACUUUCCUGCCGAAAGCUCUUGCAUUUGAGGACUUAUUCGCCCGUUUAAAUUGAGCGCAUUCUGAUGGCCGGUCUGAAUAAGCACUUCUAAACAUUCUCGAUUCAAGAGACAUAAAGUAAACAAUUAAAAUAAGUGUAGGUGUAGAAGUCUUAUUUUUGUAGCUGUUGACCGAUCGUUGCAAAUAAAAACAGCUCUCACAACGUGUAAAAAUAAAUAAAAAGUAGGCGAUUCCUGUCUCUUAACAGGACCGAGCAAGAUAUGCAAGGAAACAUAGAGAAGAAAGUCAUAGUUUGUCGAAAUUCUUUAAUCAAUGGUAUAUGGUUUUUAAGAACAGAAUAAAGCAAUUGAAAUGUUUUAGGUCACAA